This is a messenger RNA of Tripterygium wilfordii, 1754 nucleotides long. RefSeq names its product protein ALP1-like. The record is from RefSeq and is a predicted model, not a curated record. Bases 253 to 1440 code for a protein of 395 amino acids. The transcript has 2 exons. NCBI's taxonomy places the organism in Eukaryota, Viridiplantae, Streptophyta, Magnoliopsida, Celastrales, Celastraceae.
CUCCCUGAGCCCGCAUUAUGUUUCCUUCAACAAAGUUUCUACCCACGUUACUUGAAGAAGCAAACACUCCUUAGUUUCCCUUCAGAAGCCUUCUCCUUCGUCCGCAUCUCUGUCAAACUCAUUCAUCACUGCAUGUUUUGGAGCUCUUUUGAACCUCAACAUUCGAAGUAAGCCAAACUAGAAUCUCCUUUUUAUUAUCUCAAAUUCCAUCUGCCUGGAUUUGUUGUUUGAUUCCUUUGUCAGUCUCUUCGAAUGGGACCCAUUAGAAAGUUCAAGAGGAGAAAGAAGGCGGAGAAGAAGGUUGACCAGAACGUUUUAGCAGCUGAUGCUUCGUUGCAGCAACCCCAGUUAGAACCCUUGGAUUGGUGGGAUGAUUUCUCUAACAGGAUUACAGGGCCCUUGUCUGAAUCAAAGAAUUCAAAGACAUUUGAAUCUAUUUUCAAAAUGUCAAGAAAGACGUUCAACUCUAUCUGUUCCCUUGUUAGGGAAGAUAUGAUGGCCAGGAACUCAAAUUUCAGCGAUUCAAGCGGGAGGCAUUUAUCUCUAAAUGACCAAGUAGCCAUUGCACUAAGGAGGCUUGGCUCUGGUGAGUCAUUAUCAACAGUAGGUGAGUCAUUUGGGCUGAAUCAAUCAACUGUUUCCCAAAUAACAUGGCGCUUUGUGGAAGCAAUGGAAGAAAGAGGGUUGCCCCAUCUCUGUUGGCCAUCAACAGAAGCAGAGAUGGGAGAGAUUAAGGCCAAGUUUGAGAAAAUAGGGGGUCUUCCCAAUUGCUGCGGUGCUAUUGACACCACUCAUGUUGUCAUGACUCUGCCUACAAUGGAUCCAUCAAAUGAUGUCUGGAUUGAUCGAGAGAAGAACUACAGUAUGAUCUUGCAGGUAGUUGUGGAUCCAAAGAUGAGAUUCCGUGACGUAAUUGCUGGAUGGCCUGGAAGUUUGAGUGAUGCCCUUGUGCUCAAAAGCUCGGGCUUCUUCAAACUUACUGAAGAGGGGAAGAGGCUAAAUGGUAAGAAGUUAGAGCUUGCAGAAGGAGCAGAAUUACGUGAAUAUAUAGUUGGGGACGCAGCAUUCCCCCUAUUACCUUGGCUUCUUACUCCAUAUCAAGGUAAAUCCCUCUCCGAUCUUCAAGCAGUGUUUAAUAAGCGGCAUUCUGCAACUCGAAAGGUGGCACAGAUGGCUCUGGCUCGGCUGAAGGAGAGGUGGAGGAUAAUUCGCGGAGUGAUGUGGAUGCCUGAUAAGAAUAGGUUGCCAAGGAUUGUUCUUGUAUGCUGCCUGCUGCACAAUAUUGUUAUCGACAUGGAGGAUGAGAUGCUGGAUGAGAUGCCAUUAUCUCAUCAGCAUGACUCGGACUAUCGCCAACAAAUCUGUGAAUCUGUCGACGACACUGCUUCUCUUAUGAGAGAGAAGCUUUCCCUCUACUUAUCAGGAAAAUUGCCACCUUGACAGGAACUUCUCUGUGUGGCUGAAUUCAUCUAUUGAGAAGCUGGUAUGCCUGUUUGCUUUGUCUUCACAGGAACAAUGGUGAAUCCUGUGACUGGGAAUCUUUUCGGUUGAUUGCUUUUAUAUCUAGUAAUAAAUUCAUAAUAUGCAAAAUAUAUAUAAAAAGUACUACUGUCUGUCAAGUACUGUUCUGGGUUGCCGUAGGUUCUCCGGCAAUUCGGAAAGCAAAAUGUGGAUCAAUUUUGAAUGGAAAAGUCAUUCAAAAACUUGGAUGCAAAAUGGAUUGCUGCAUAAAUAAUGUACUAGUCUUUUGGACA